GAUGAUCUGUAAGGCCCCCAAAGACCUGCAAACUUAUUUGAAUAUUGAAUUGUUUACUUCAUAUCUCUAUGCUUGAAUUUAAUUCUAAAGCUAACUUCCCUAAAUAUGUCUGUAAUUUUCUUUUGUAUUUGUGGGAGGAUAAUUUAUUUGCCAGAGUUAUGUGGGUAGAAUGUAAAUCACCAUGUUUUAUGAUGUUAAUUACAUUAACUUGGUUUGUAACAUACCAAGAGCUAAUAUCUGCUUAGGGACUCGACUUUAAAUUGUGGGGGGUUUAGAAUUAGACUGCAGUAACAGUAGAGGCUAAAUAUGAAAUAAUGAAGCAGGAUUUUUUGAUUGUUCAGAAUAACUUUGUUUUGGUUGGGUUUGACCUACACAUCAGUGAAAGUUACAGUUCCUAUUUUUGUGCUAUCAGGCUUGCCAAAUUACUUUUAAAAAGGGUUGGCAAUAUAAUCGAUGAGUUUAUCCACUUAGGACUUAGUGACGCUAUAAUGUAGCAGAGUAGUGCCAUUGCAGGAUGCCAACUUUGUGUACUCGCGGUAAAUGCCCGGCCGUGCACACCCUUCGCCCGGGACCGGAGCCGCCGCUGCUGUAGCACUGCGGUGCUGUCGGGGCUGGAAAUGCUAUCGCUUGAAUAAACUGCGCCUUGCAGCUUUCCUGGUGUUAUUACUGUCAGUGUUUGCCGUGGCCUCGGCUCGGCCCCGCGCCGUGCAGGUGCCGGGGGCGGGCCCGGGGGCGGUGCCACCGCCCAGCCCGGCCCGGCUUGGCUCGUCCCGCCCCGCCGGCACAGCAGCCACCAUGGCGGCAGAGCGGGACCGGGACCGCGAGCGGGAGCUGCGCUUCUACCGGCGGCUGCCCAAAGCGGAACUCCAUGCUCAUUUGAACGGCUGUAUCAGUUCUGCUACUAUGAAGAAACUCAUGGCCCAGAAGCCAAACCUUCAGAUCCAGAAUGGAAUGACUGUGAUUGACAAAGGAAAGAAAAGAACUUUAGAUGAAUGUUUUCAGAUGUUUCAGAUCAUCUAUCGGGUUACCACAAGGACUGAAGAUAUUUUACUGGUAACUAAAGAUGUCAUUAAAGAAUUUGCUGAUGAUGGUGUCAAGUAUCUGGAAUUGAGAAGCACUCCAAGAGAAGAAAAUUCCACAGGUAUGACCAAAAGGAUGUAUGUUGAAACUGUACUUGAGGGUAUAAAGCAGUGUCAAGAAGAAGGCUUGGAUAUAGAUGUAAGGCUGUUAAUAGCAAUAAACAGAAGAGAUGGCCCAGAAAUUGCUAAGCAGACUGUUAAACUUGCUGAAGAGUUCCUGCAUUCCAGUGAUGGGGUUUUGGUAGGACUUGACCUCAGUGGGGAUCCCACUGCAGGACGUGGUCAAGAUUUUUUGGAACCACUCUCAGAAGCAAAAAAAGCAGGUCUAAAGCUGGCACUGCAUCUUUCUGAGAUUCCAAAUCAAGAAGAGGAGACCAGGAUUCUCCUGGGCCUGCCUCCUGACAGAAUUGGACAUGGAACAUUUCUCAAUUCUACAGCAGCAGGUUCUGAAGAGAUAGUGUCACUGGUUCAGCAGAAUCGUAUACCUAUUGAAUUUUGCAUGACAUCAAACAUAAAAUCUCAGACAGUGCCUUCCUGUGACAAACACCAUUUUGGAUACUGGUACAACAUGGGCCAUCCUGCAGUGCUUUGUACUGAUGAUAAAGGCGUCUUUGCAACUGAUCUAUCGCAAGAAUAUGAGCUGGUUGCAAAAACAUUUAAUCUGACUCAAUCACAGAUGUGGGAUCUUUCCUACGAAUCAAUCAACUAUAUUUUUGCUUCACAUGCAGUAAAAUCCAAGUUAAGGGAACAGUGGUGUAAGCUGAAGCCAGCUCUGUUUGAGUAAUCAAACUGUUGUCCUAAAUAGCUCUGUUGUAUUAGCUGAGUUAAUAAGAUUUUUUUAAAUGAAGUCCCUGGCUUUUUUCAGACCUCAGGGUUUUAAUUCCAGCUAUAAACUGCCUGUGUAAAAUUAAGGCAACUGGAAUGCAUUCCUUGUUACUGGGGACAGAAGUAAGUGUCCUUUUGGUAGUUGAGAAGGGCACUCAACUAGUGACUACAAUGCCAAAUGUGUUGUCACCUUGUUUCUCUUGAGCUGAUAUGGCAUUUUAAAAAACAAUGAGUUGAAAUAUGUCAUCAUAAUAUAAACAUUUGAGGGCUGGAACAAAAUGAAGGCAGAGCUAUUGGUGUCUAAAACAUCUCUGUUGUCAGCAGUCCACCAAGCAGUUUGAACGUGUGGUGUGUAUUUUUGGGGUUUGUAUUAUUUUCAGGUUUUGAGCUAUUGAUUGAAUGUGAAGACAGAAACAAACUCAGGGAGAACAAAAUAUUUAUCCCAAGGAAUUAAUAUUGUAUCUGGCUUUAUUGUUGUACAUAUAUGACUGAAGCUGUGUGGAUUGAGUAGCACGUGGAGAUCUCUGCUAGAGCUCUGGGCACUGGCAGUGUGUAGGCAUUUAAAAAUCUUGAAUGCCUUCAGUAACUGAGCUACUUGGCAAAGUGGUCUCACUCUUAAAAUGCUUUUUAGAAUUGCUGUUUGUUGUGUAAAAAAAAGCAAUAAAAAUAGCCUCAAGCUCCAUUUUUGAAACAACCAC
Molecule: messenger RNA, 2602 nt
Organism: Oenanthe melanoleuca
Lineage: Eukaryota; Metazoa; Chordata; Aves; Passeriformes; Muscicapidae
Gene: MAPDA
Product: adenosine deaminase like
Exons: 10
Coding region: 541-1863 (440 amino acids)
Biological process (GO): inosine biosynthetic process; adenosine catabolic process
Molecular function (GO): adenosine deaminase activity
Source: RefSeq, a predicted model, not a curated record